Molecule: messenger RNA, 1929 nt
Organism: Pogonomyrmex barbatus (red harvester ant)
Lineage: Eukaryota; Metazoa; Arthropoda; Insecta; Hymenoptera; Formicidae
Gene: fwe
Product: calcium channel flower
Biological process (GO): vesicle-mediated transport
Cellular component (GO): membrane
Source: RefSeq, a predicted model, not a curated record
UAGCGUACGACGCGCCCUCAUGGUCAUAAAAGCACAAUCAACGGGUCGAUUUUCCGUAUAUCAACAGAUACCAGAUAUUCUAAUAUUAUCAGAUAUUGUCAGCGUCCUCAGCUGACGCACAAAAAAUAAUAGUAUAACAUCAAAAAUGUCAUUCGGCGAAAAAAUAGCUUCGAUCAUGCAGAGGCCUGGACAGGAUCCUGUCGCCAAAGAUGAUGUGCCCUGGUGGAUGAAAUAUGCGGGUCGUGGACUUGGUACUGUAGGAAGUAUAAUUGCAAUUUUCCUUGGAGCAUGGAAUUGCAUAUCGAUAAUUUUUGCGAACGUUGGCUGCUUAAUUGGCGGUAUGUGGCAAAUGAUAGCUGGUUUCCUGGUUAUAAUGAUCGAAGCACCCUGUUGCUGUUUGUUCAUUGACUUUGUACAGAAUUUUAGUGAUUGGGUGGAAAAGAGACCAUAUUGGAAUAGAGCAGCUGUUUAUUGUUUAAUAGCAUUACCAGCAGUCUUCCUAUGUACUGAAAUAAGUAGUAUAUUUGGCAGUGGACUAAUAUUUACAACAGGCAUAAUAUAUGGAAUGAUGUCACUAGGCAAAAAGGCACCUUUUGGCGAAAUGAGAACAACAGCAAUGGAUGUUCAAGCUCCAUCAUCAAGCAUGCAGUCCACACUAGUUGAAAAUACUCAGCCGAUCGGUCUCAGCAAUACCCCAGCUAGUAUUGUUUGAUCGUUAGUAAUUAAUUGGGUGAGCAACUUAAUCUUUUUUUGUGUUGUACGAAUGAUUGUAAGUGAUAACUGAUCAAAACUUGAACAAGUAAAUAAGCAGACAUGUCUGAUUUUAUUUUUUUAGAUCUAACAUUGAUACAAAUUGUGAUUUAAGUGUCCCAACAGCAACUUUCCAAGAUAUUUAUUAAAACUUUGGGACAAUGAUAAAUACAAAUUGUAUCAUAAAUAUAUAAAAACAUGUUACGAUCUGAAAAGAAAUCUAGAGAAAUUUUUUGAAUUUUAAUAUUUAAUGGGCUUUUUCUGAUCUAUUUUUACUUUAAUAUAUUCGAGAUACAUUGAGAUAUAAGAAUUGUGUUUGUUAUUUCUUAUGUUUGUAUUAAAUGAGUAUGUAAGAUAGUAUGGGAUAUAUUACGGGAAGACAAUACAGAAAAGAGAAUUUAUUGCUUCAGUUUAAUAAUGCCAAAGUCGAAGACUGUCAUAGGAAGUGAUGAUGAAUCUAAUUAUUCAUAGAUUCAUGUCUAUUGUAUGUCAUGAAACGGUAAACAGAAUGAUAGAAAAUUAUAGAUUGAUACAACUUGACAACUUAUUUUAAUGUAUAAUAUCAAAGCGUUUUAUUUUGAUUAGUUAAGUAAGUACUCAAUAGACGAAACUGAAUACUUCCGUGAUAAUAUUGCAUUUGAAUUAUAAAACAGAAUUGCUUUCAGAAUGUCAUAUAAGGAGCAGAAAAAAGACAUAUAUUAAUCUUAUAUUCCUUUUUUGUAAUAUUAUGUCUAUAGAUAAGCUUCUCUCUGCCAAAUAAAAUGUAUACGUAAAAUUUAAAUAUUUUAAAACAGCAUUAUUUAUACGGUAUUAUAAAUUUUAUUGCAUCAUUAUAAUCUUAAUCUAUAGCGAUCUAAUAAAGCUAUGAAUAUGUGUGGGCAAAGUGAGUUAAUCACUUUAAUGUUUGUUUUCGAUCAUUUUAAUUUAAAAGAAUUGACAAUUGAUAUAUACUCAGUUCUUUAUCUUUUUCUUAUAUAUGUAUUGGGGAUAAUACUGUUUUGGUUGAUAAUUGCUUUUAUAAUUAAUGAAAAUUGGACUAAUGUAAUGUGUUUCUGUUAAAAAACAUAUUUUUGCAUAUGUAUAUUGAUAAGUUAAUUAUUUUCAUGCAAUAUGGCAGAGGAAUAAUCUUUGUAAUUGGCACAUUGUUAAUAUAUUAAAUAAAUUUUGUAUAAUCAUGAA